This is a messenger RNA of Oryzias latipes (Japanese medaka), 3205 nucleotides long. It is a transcript of the gene loxl2a, whose product is annotated as lysyl oxidase-like 2a. The record is from RefSeq and is a predicted model, not a curated record. Lineage: Eukaryota; Metazoa; Chordata; Actinopteri; Beloniformes; Adrianichthyidae. Gene Ontology annotation, cellular component: membrane. Gene Ontology annotation, biological process: collagen fibril organization; peptidyl-lysine oxidation. Gene Ontology annotation, molecular function: protein-lysine 6-oxidase activity; copper ion binding.
CGGAGCCCCCCUGGAGCCCGCUGAAGUACUUAAGGACAAAGAGCUGCAGCGUCCCGCUCCAUCCUGCUCGUCUGUUCGGAGGGUUCGAUUCCCGGGUGGAAGAGCGCCGACUUCGUCUCUGUCACAUUCAUCAGUCCCCACUGUUCUGCAUCAUGUCGGGGCCCCUGGGUACCUGCUGCCUCCUGUCCGGCCUUCUGUGCAUCCUGGUGCUUCGCGGUGCUCGGUCGAACUCCGCCCCCCCUGUAAUCCAGCUGCGUCUUGCUGGAGAGAAGAGGAAGCAUUACGAGGGUCGGGUGGAGGUUCUCUACAAUGGAGAGUGGGGCACGGUGUGUGAUGACGACUUCUCCCUCUACGCUGCGCAUGUGGUGUGCAGAGAGCUGGGCUACAUGGAUGCCCAGGCCUGGUAUCCCUCAGCCAAGUACGGAAAAGGCGAAGGUCGCAUCUGGUUAGACAAUGUUCACUGCUCAGGCUCAGAAAAAAGUCUGGCUCAGUGCGAGUCCAACGGCUUCGGCGUGUCGGACUGCAAACACUCAGAAGACGUCGGGGUGGUGUGCUCCACGAAACGCAUUCCAGGGUUCAAGUUCAUCCGGAACCAGAUCCACAACGACCAGGGUUUGACUGUUCAGGUGGAGGACGUGAGGAUCAGAGCCACGUACUCGCACAGGAAACGGGUUCCCAUCACUGAGGGCUUUGUGGAGGUGAAAGACGGAGGCAAGUGGAGGCAGAUCUGCAGCGAGGAUUGGACGGAGAUGAACAGCAGGGUCAUCUGCGGCAUGUACGGUUUCCCUGGGGUGAAGCGCUUCAAUGUCCGACCCUACAAGCUGCUGGCCCAGCGCCGGAAGAAAAACUACUGGGGUUUCGGGGUAAACUGCACGGGCAAUGAGGCCGACCUCUCUGAUUGUAAACUGGGCAGAGAAAUCAAGCUGAAGGGCAACAGCACCUGUGGGCGGGGCAUGCCGACGGUGAUCAGCUGUGUGCCGGGACGAGCUUUCGCCCCGAGCGUCAGCAUCGGCUUCAGGAAAGCCUACAGGGUGGAGCAACCCUUGGUGCGUCUAAGAGGUGGAGCCAUGCUCGGCGAGGGGCGGGUGGAGGUGCUGAGGAACGGGGAAUGGGGAACCGUUUGUGACGACAACUGGAACAUCCGAGCGGCCACCGUCGUGUGUCGAGAGCUGGGUUUCGGCAGCGCCAAGGAGGCUCUCAGCGGCGCUAAAAUGGGACAAGGAAUCGGACCGGUCCACAUGAACGAGGUGGAGUGUUCCGGCUUUGAGAAGUCUCUGACCGAGUGCUCCUUUAACCUGGAGUCCCUGGGCUGCAGCCACGAGGAAGAUGCCGCUGUCAAAUGUAACAUUCCCGCCAUGGGCUUCAACAAAAAACUGCGGCUAAGCGGAGGCCGAAACCCCUAUGAAGGCCGCGUGGAGGUGCUGGCGGAGAGGAACGGCCUUCUGACGUGGGGCAGUGUGUGCAGCGACAGCUGGGGGACCAUGGAGGCCAUGGUGGUCUGCAGACAGCUGGGUUUGGGCUUUGCGAGCCACGCUUUCCAGGAGACGUGGUACUGGCAGGGAGACUCCUCCAGCGAUGUCGUGGUGAUGAGCGGCGUGAGAUGUUCAGGAACGGAGCUGACUCUGGAUCAGUGUCUGCAUCAUGGAAGCCACAUUGACUGUCCUAAAGGAGGCGGGCGCUUUGCUGCUGGAGUUUCCUGCACUUUAACGGCCCCAGACCUGGUUCUCAACGCUCCGGUCGUGGAGCAGACCACCUACCUGGAGGACAGGCCUUUGUACGCCCUGCAGUGUGCCAUGGAGGAAAACUGUCUGUCCAGCGCCGCGUCCAAAGCCGACCCCACCUCCUACCGCCGCCUCCUGCGCUUCUCCUCCCAGAUCCACAACAACGGCCUGUCGGACUUCCAACCGCGGGCGGCGCAUCACUCCUGGACCUGGCACGAGUGCCACAGGCAUUACCACAGCAUGGAAGUCUUCACACAUUACGACCUGCUGAGUCUGAACGGCACUAAGGUGGCAGAGGGACACAAAGCCAGCUUCUGCCUGGAGGACACGCAGUGUGACGAAGGUAUCCAGAAGAGGUACGAGUGCGCAAACUUCGGAUCUCAGGGCAUCACAGUCGGGUGCUGGGAUACGUACCGGCACGACAUCGACUGCCAGUGGGUGGACAUCACUGAUGUGAAGCCUGGGGAUUACAUCUUCCAGGUUGUAAUCAACCCAAACUACGAGGUGGCAGAAUCUGAUUACACCAACAACGUCAUGAAAUGCCAAACGAGAUACGAUGGACAUCGGAUAUGGACGUACAACUGUCAUAUAGGUGGAACGCGGAGUUCAGACGUGGACGACAACACCUUUCCCGGUCUUCAGACCAACCAGUUUUCUCACAGGUAGACCCGGAACGGACUGAACAGGGGGACGGCAUCAGAGAAGCGUGUACUCAUAUUGAACAACCACUAGGGGGCAGUGUGACCCUGCUUCCUUGGAGAGGUGCUGGACCGUUGCUGAGCUCGGGGUUCACGCGCUGAAACGUCACACGACUGAACUUCAUUUACAUCCUGCAGCUGCAUUUUUGCUGCUCAACUGUUGCAAUAAGGACUGAAGCCAAAUAAGUAGAAACCUUUGUGCACAUUUUUUUUAAACCAAAGUUCGAGUCAACGCUAACGUAGCUGUCAGCUUUUUUUUUUUACGAAACUUGACGAAAUCAGAAGUUAUUUUAUCCUAAAACUGCCAUAAUGAUCUCUAAAGUCAAAGGACUUCUGGAAUUAAGCCCGAAAUGCUUAUAUGGGCCCCCGUCUGCAGAAUAAACAACCCAAAGUGGGAUUAACAUCGUCGCUGCCAGAGGCGCCGAGUAAACACAGCAGCAAAUGGGAACAGAUGGUUGGCUUUGUUCAUCUGUGAAGACUUUCAGGAGGAAAGUGAGGUCAGAAGUAAAUAUCACUUUUUCAAACCUUUCUGUUGCUUUCCGCUUCAUAUCUGCUUCUGUCUGAGUCUGAGCUUUGUUAAAUUAUUACAGUCCGGGAUGUGGAGUACUGUACCACGCGUGUUUGUGAAAAAAACGCCUCCUUGUGGAUUUGUACAUUAGUUUUUUCAAAUGCAGAACCCGCAGAUCCUUCAUUUUAUAAGGACGGCUGGUUGUUGCUAAAUGUUUUUCUCUGCAGAGAUUUCAAAAAGAAAAUACCUUUUGAAUAAAAAAAUGUAUUAAAGCACAA